AUGGGCAAUUCGGCUACCAAAGAGCAAAGGCCUCAUCUUGCACGCCAACGGUCAGCUGAUGCCCGAUCAGUCUCCUCUCCCGCCGGCUCUGGCCCAAGCUCACCAUCUUAUCCGCCCUCUUUAGACCGCCCUUCACAUCCGGUUUACAAUGUGCGGACGGGUAGGGGCAGUCGACCUGACCUGUCAACAUUGCUUGGAAUGAGAGGCAAUGCAGUCUCUGACACUUCCAGUCUGGAGACUCGCAGAGAGACCAAGCAAGAGAGGGAGGCAAGAAAGUUGGAGAAAGAGAGGGUGGCGAGGGAGAAGGAGCGUGAACGGAGCAUGCGUGAAGAGAGUGUUGAUGGAGGCUAUCUUGUCACCCAGGGUGUCUACACAGGAAUAGAGGACUACACUAAGGGUGUCGUACGGCAACUGAUGAUUGAACGACGAAUAGCACCAUUUUGGAGGGGUUUGAAUGAUCACUCUGACUCAUGGACAGAGAAUCAGCUCGUUGCUGCUGCCAGAGGACGACCCAUCCCUGCCCCGGAUGAAAUACCAGUUGAAGAAGAGCCUAAGCCGAUGUCCAAGGCUGAAUCGGAAACAAAGUCGUCGGACACGAACAUUAAUAAUUUGACUGUGCCAAUAACUUCGAGAUCUCAGUCACUCAACUCAGACACGUCCUCGAACCUUUCACCAUCCCAACCCUCAUUUUCGCCGGGAGUUUUGAACGCGCCUCAACCUUCGCCAUCUUCCGGAUCUACAUUGUUCAGAGGCCGUGCGAAAACAUUGGCGGCUCUCACGACCGCCCCGAAGAACUCUCAAGCCGAUAUGACGCCUCGUGAAAUAAACCUGCCAAGAGAUCCCUACGUUGCUGGUCAGCCUCUCGAAGCGUACAUGUAUAAAGACGCUUCUGAAUGCCCAAUCUGCUUUCUAUAUUAUCCUCCGUACCUGAACAAGACUCGAUGCUGCGAUCAGGCCAUUUGCUCCGAAUGCUUCGUACAGAUCAAACGCCCAGAUCCCCAUCCUCCAGAACACGCAGAUCCGACGGCUCCGCAACCCACGCUAGCUGAAAAUGCCAAUGCAGAAGUGGUCAAUCCCGAGGAAUUGAUAUCUGAACCAGCUGCUUGUCCAUUCUGCGUUCAGCCUGAAUUUGGUGUCACCUACCUUUCGCCGCCUUUCCGUAGAGGACUGUCGUACGUCAAUCAAGCGUCAAACCAUCCUUUGGCCAACAGAUCUUCCGCCAUGUCCUCCGAAUCUUCACUGGGUUCAGUCUUGAGUAACGGAGGACGUAUGUCGCCAACGAACGCUACACGUCGGAGAACGACAUCAGUCUCCGCUACCUCUCCCUCCGUCAUCACAACCGAUAGGGUACGCCCAGACUGGCAUCAGAAGCUGGCUGCGGCUAGAGCUCAUACGGCUCGGCGAUCUGCAGCUGCCACAGCUCUACAUACUGCUGCUUAUUUGAUGGGCAAUCGUGGUCAAGAAAAUGAUGGUCGAGCUCCGGGUCCUUUUGGCAGGCGUGGCAUCCUGCGACGGACCAGUGGCGCGGACAAUCCUGGGACCAGCUCUGCGCACUUGAAUAUGUUGGCACUGAUGUCUGAGCGCUAUGCAGCAUCAGGUGCUGCCAGAGACGAUGAAGGCGAACCGUCAAUGACGCCCGGGCCUCGUGGAAGCUCCAGAAGAAACAGAAUGGAAGAUUUGGAAGAAAUGAUGAUGAUGGAAGCUAUACGGCUGAGUCUUGCGUCAGAGGAGGAUAGACGGAAAAGGGAAGACAAAGAUGCCCAAAAGAAGGCCAAAAAGAAGGAUAAGGAAGACAAGAAGGCCGAAAAGAAGGCCAGAAAGACGGGUGUGUAUCCGAGCAGCGCCAAUGCGAGCGCUGCAGGGCUUGGAGGCAGUUCCAGCGAGGUUUUCGUUGGUGGGACGGAGUCCUCCCCGUACUCUGCAAAAGGAAAGGGCGUCCAGCAGACAGAGUCUGAGCAACCAAAUGCACGAGCUAUGAAUGCUAUGUCUUCGUCCACGGCGGCAGAUCCUCAGGAACAUCUUGAGCGCGCUCGGGCGCAGAUACUUCCCAGCGAUGCUCCACCUUUCUCCUCUCCUUACUCUUCAUCACCAUACCGACCAUCGCAUCUACGGACUCUCUCAAAUGCCUCAUCCUCAACCUCAUCUAUUGAUGGUUCUGCUCCUGGGUCCUUGAAGAGUGACAUCAAGGGACAAGGAUCCUCAUUUGAUGUUUCACCCAGCGCAAGUGGUGUCAAUAUACCUUCAGCGGCUUCGGCCCAAGACACUUACAUCUCAGGCACGCCUCCUGGUGGUGGAGCAGGCAUGGAGCCCAUGUUCAACUUUCGUAGCCUCGCUGCAAUGGUUGGAGAAGAAAAAUCAAAGGAUAUCAUGCAUGAGGAAAAUCCUGGCCAGGCGUAUGGUCGGCCGAGAGGAGAAAGCUCCAGCAGUAUGACUGAUAGGGUCGACCAAGAGGAAGGAACCUCAACAGAGAUACACGAUGGGUCUGGCUCGCAAUCAACGGGACCAUUUCAACCCCCCAUACUUGGCGAGGGACUACCUGCCUUCAAGCUUACAGCCGCUUCUCGGGGCAAUUCCGACUUCGACAAGGCAGGCCAGCAAGUCGAAUACGCAGAACUUAAUGAUGCAGCUGUGGUACAGGAACGAUCCCAGACCUCAACAUGA
This is a messenger RNA of Letharia columbiana, 2661 nucleotides long. RefSeq lists its product as uncharacterized. Bases 1 to 2661 code for a protein of 886 amino acids. Gene Ontology annotation, cellular component: cytoplasm. Lineage: Eukaryota; Fungi; Ascomycota; Lecanoromycetes; Lecanorales; Parmeliaceae. The record is from RefSeq and is a predicted model, not a curated record. The transcript has 2 exons.